Laccaria bicolor S238N-H82 is the source of this 1656-nucleotide messenger RNA. RefSeq lists its product as uncharacterized. The transcript has 11 exons. The coding region runs from base 1 to 1656 and encodes 551 amino acids. Lineage: Eukaryota; Fungi; Basidiomycota; Agaricomycetes; Agaricales; Hydnangiaceae. The record is from RefSeq and is a predicted model, not a curated record.
AUGUCUUUGAACCCAACAGAUUCCGGAACUGUCGACUCGGGGGUCAAGGAUCCCGGAUCCACUCCUAUAUGGUCCAGCCCCGGUGAAGGAGGGAGCGGUGGUAACCCAUUCGACGACUCCCAACCGUCUCUCGGAGGAGUGACGGAGAUUCGAGUGUGGGCUGACAAGUACAUUGACGCUAUUCAAGUCGCGUACGUUGACACCGUCACUCCUAAACAUGGUGGGGGUGGAGGUCAUGCCUACACCUUUUUUUUGGACACCGACGAGAAAAUUGUGAAGAUCAAUGGUCGCGGUUCAAAAAGCUCCCCUGUUUACGGUGGAUCCAGUGGGAAUUCAUUUAGCUGGAGUCCGCCCCAAGACUAUUAUCUCAGAAACUUUAGCGGGAGGAGAUCAAUCAACCCGCAAAACAAAUCCCACAAUGAAAUUUACGAAAACAACAUCCGAAUAACUGUCAGUGAAAUGCCUCAAGGUGGUUUCGCGAUGCGAAAGCACAAAAGACGGAAAGGACAAUACUUCAAUAUGGCGGAGCCCACAAUAAAUAUCGAAACCCCAGCCAUCAAUGAAAGCCGAUUCAAGUUUCAGUCCCUUCCAAGAGCACUUGCGACCCGGAGGGGACGUAGGCGUAAGAAAGCGCGUCGUCAAGCGGACACGUUAAUCAAGGAUAUUGAUGGCCAUGGCCACGAAUCGGCUGGUCGGAACUCGACAGACAAUGCGAGGCCACCGUGGUGGCCCGAGGGACGCACUUCAAGGCAUGUCACCAAUCCGUCCUCUGUCCCUUCUUCAACAAACAUCGUCUUCCUGGCUCCUAAUUACUCCAGUUCGAUGUCCACAAACACAGACAGCUCCCUCCAAGUGCGACGAUCCACAAGACUCAAUAAGGCGCUUGAAGAAGGGCUUCCCACCGACUCCUCGGAAAUCGUCGCCUUUUCGACCAAUAAAAGUGGCACCAAAGAGAAACGCAUCGAAGGAUGCUUAUCAUCGCGAGAAGGCGAGUCCAAGGACAGCCGCGACUCGUCACGAAUUGAUGCCUUUUUUGAGUCGAAAAGCCAAGGUUCCGGGCCGAAGUACCGCGUCGACGGAACGUCUUUGAAUAUACCUCCAAUCGCUUCACCUUCUAUAAAUUCCCUUAAGCGCAAGGGCGAUGCGCAGACUGAGGAAGCGCCUCCCAGGAAGAAGUUACGAGGAAGCGACGCCAUCGCGGCGCAUAUGAUCCUACACCCAGGCUCCAGAAAGUUCCAACCCUGGACUUCGGGGCACAAAAAAUAUGACCUGGAGAAGGUGUACAAUAAGGCCAUCGAAAAUUUGAAUAUACUAAGGGAUGGUCAGACGACGGUGACCCAAGAGGAGAAAAUCAAGGUUGCAGGACUAGAAGCGGACCCUCGCGUACUUUGGUACACCUUCGUCUCAGUCAAAUGUGCUGGAUGUGACGGGGUGUUGUGUGGUGACAAACGUAGGGCUUUUUAUACCACGCUUUGGAGCAAGCAUGCAAGAAGCUGCGAGCCAGCUAAAGCAAUUUAUCAGAGGCAGGGUGCGCCCGCACCGUCCAUGCCGACUCAUACCCCAAAGGACCAUGAAGGGGCGAAUUCGCUCGUGUUGCUAAGCAGCGGAUUUGGAACUCCAAGCCAGGCAUCGACGCCAGCCUCCUUGAGCUCCUAA